AUUUAGACUUUUGAGGGAAUGGCUCUCUGUAAUUCAAAAAUAAUCGAACCCCUCCACUUCCCGAAAUCCCCAAGAUCACUUCUCCGAUUCCUCAGUCUACUUACUGAUUGUUGGGUUUCUUAUCUCAGAAACCUUCAAUUUCUUGAAAAUAACAUCUCCUACUGCGUCACUUUCUCCACUGUUCACAUCCUAGUUUGAAAUCUCAAGGCAAGCUCUAUUGGAUUGGGAUCCUUGGGCUUGGGGCGCCCGUUGUAAUUCGGUUGGAAAAUUUGGCAGUUUGAAUUUGCAAUUAUCUUUCCUAGGUCUUUGAAUUUAAGGGAAGAAUGUAUAUAAAGGAGAUAUGCUUAGAGGGGUUCAAAUCAUAUGCGACAAGAACGGUGGUCCAGGGUUUCGAUCCUUUCUUUAAUGCGAUAACGGGGUUGAAUGGGUCGGGCAAGUCGAACAUUCUAGAUUCCAUUUGCUUUGUGUUGGGUAUAACCAAUUUGCAGCAGGUUCGCGCAGCGAAUCUCCAGGAGCUGGUUUACAAGCAAGGGCAAGCUGGCAUUACUAAGGCUACUGUGUCUAUCGUGUUUGAUAACUCUGAUAGGAGCAGGAGUCCCCUAGGAUAUGAAGAUCAUUCAGAGAUCACGGUAACAAGACAGAUUGUGGUUGGUGGAAGGAACAAGUAUCUGAUUAAUGGAAAGCUUGCGCAGCCUAGUCAAGUUCAAAAUCUUUUCCAUUCAGUGCAGCUGAAUGUGAACAAUCCGCAUUUUCUCAUUAUGCAAGGACGCAUCACAAAGGUCUUAAAUAUGAAGCCCCCUGAGAUUUUAUCCAUGCUGGAAGAGGCUGCUGGGACUAGAAUGUAUGAGACAAAGAAAGAUUCUGCACUGAAAACACUUGAGAAGAAGCAGAGUAAGGUUGAUGAGAUUAAUAAGCUUCUUGACCAGGAAAUACUUCCUGCUUUGGAGAAAUUGAGGAAGGAAAGGAUGCAGUAUAUGCAGUGGGCCAAUGGAAAUGCUGAAUUAGAUCGACUCAAAAGAUUUUGCAUUGCUUAUGAAUAUUUUCAAGCAGAGAAGAUUAGGGACUCUGCAGUUGUUGAGGUGGAACAAAUAAAAGCCAAGAUUUUGGAGAUUGAUAAUGACAAAGAAAGGACACAGGUGGAAAUACAGAAAAUGGAGACAAAAAUAUCACAAUUGACUGCUGAAAAAGAAGCUAGUAUGGGCGGGGAAGUAAAAACUUUGUCAGAGAAAGUACAUAUGCUCUCUCAAGAUCUUGUGCGUGAGAUAUCUGUGUUGAAUAAUAAGGACGAUACUUUAAGGAGUGAAAAUGAGAAUGCUCAAAAGAUAGUCUAUAGUGUCGAAGACUUGAAGCAAUCUGUGGAAGAGGGGGCUAGUGCUGUGAGAAAGUCUGAAGAAAGAGCAGCUGAUCUCAAAAAGAGAGUUGAGAAACUCUCUAAGAAUUUGGACGAGCAUGAGAAGGAUUACCAAGGUGUCUUAGCUGGUAAGAGCAGUGGAAAUGAGGAGAAAUGCCUUGAAGAUCAACUAGCUGAAGCAAAGGUGGCUGUUGGGAGUGCAGAAACUGAAUUGAAACAGUUGAAAACAAAACUCAGCCAUUGUGAAAAAGAGCUGAAGGAGAAAAGGCGUCAGUUAGUGUCAAAGCGUGAGGAAGCUGUUGCUGUAGAGAAUGAGUUUCAUGCUAGAAAAAAAGAUUUGGAACAUGUUAAAUUAUCAUUGGAAUCUCUUCCAUACAAGGAGGGCCAGAUGGAAGCUUUGCAAAAGGAUUGUACAUCUGAAAUGGAGUUUGGGCAGAAGUUGAAAGACAAAAUACGGGAUCUUUCAGCACAACUAUCAAAUGUCCAGUUCACAUACCGAGAUCCUGUGAAAAACUUUGAUAGGUCAAAAGUAAAAGGUGUUGUAGCAAAGCUUAUCAAAGUAAAGGAUAGCUCUACAAUGACUGGCUUAGAGGUUACUGCAGGUGGCAAGUUAUUUAAUGUUGUUGUGGACACUGAAAAUACUGGAAAGCUACUUCUUCAAAAGGGUGAUCUCCGAAGAAGAGUAACAAUUAUUCCUUUGAACAAAAUUCAAUCUCAUACCGUGCCCCAACGAGUUCAGCAGGCUGCUAUUAGAUUGGUUGGCAAGGGGAAUGCAGAACUAGCACUUUCUUUAGUUGGUUACGAUGAGGACUUAAGUAGUGCUAUGGAAUAUGUAUUUGGUUCGACCUUUGUUUGCAAAACCAUUGAUGCUGCGAAGGAGAUUGCUUUUAGUCGAGAAAUUCGCACUCCCAGUGUCACUCUUGAAGGUGAUAUAUUUCAACCAAGUGGUCUUUUGACUGGUGGAAGUCGCAAGGGUGGUGGUGAUCUGUUAAGGCAACUUCAUGAAUUAGCAGAGGCUGAAUCAGAGCUUUUACUACAUGAAGGAAAAUUAUCUGGAAUUGAAGCAAAGAUUACAGAGCUCUUGCCUCUUCAUAAAAAGUUCACAGACUUUAAAAAACAGCUAGAGCUUAAACAUUAUGACCUGUCAUUAUUUCAAGGCAGGGCUGAGCAAAAUGAGCAUCACAAGCUUGGUGAGUUGGUGAAGAAGAUUGAGCAGGAGCUUGAAGAAGCAAAUUCUAAAGCCAAAGAAAAGCAAAUUUUGUACAAAGAGUGUGUUAGUAUGGUCUCGAUGCUUGAGAAAUCAAUAAAAGAGCAUGAUAAUAAUCGAGAAGGCAGGCUGAAAGACUUGGAGAAAAAAAUUAAGGCUAUAAAAUCUGAAGUACAAUUAGCUUCAAAGGAUCUCAAGGGGCAUGAGAAUGAAAGAGAGAGACUUAUUAUGGAACAGGAAGCUGUCAUUAAAGAACAAACAUCUUUGGAGAGUCAAUUAGGUUCCUUGAGAAUGCAAAUUAACCAUCUCAAUUUGGAAAUAGAAGAACAAAAAGCCAAGGUUGUUUCCAUACGUAAUAAUCAUGAUCAAGCUCAAUUUGAGCUAGAUUUGAUACGUCAAAAGAUGAAGGAAUGCGAUUCUCAAAUUAGCAGCAUUCUGAAGGAGCAGCAAAAACUUCAACAUAAAGUUGGUGAGACAAAGCUUGAGAGGAAGAAGCUAGAAAAUGAGGUGAAAAGAAUGGAAGUGGAACAAAAAGAUUGCUCUAUGAAGGUGGACAAAUUAAUUGAGAAGCAUGCCUGGAUUGCUUCUGAGAAACAACUAUUUGGAAGAAGUGGGACAGAUUAUGAUUUUAUGUCCCGUGAUGCCUGUAAAGCAAGGAAAGAACUUGAGAAGUUGCAAGCUGAACAAUCAGGCCUUGAGAAAAGGGUGAACAAGAAGGUUAUGGCAAUGUUUGAGAAAGCUGAAGAUGAGUACCAUGAUUUAAUGUCCAAGAAAAACAUCAUUGAGAAUGACAAGUCUAAAAUCAAGAAGGUGAUUGAGGAGCUUGAUGAGAAAAAGAAGGAAACUCUCAAAGUCACUUGGGUUAAAGUUAACAGUGACUUUGGAUCCAUUUUUUCUACCCUAUUACCUGGAACCAUGGCAAAACUAGAACCUCCUGAAGGUUGCAAUUUCCUGGAUGGUGUAGAGGUUCGUGUUGCAUUUGGAGGUGUUUGGAAACAAUCCUUGUCAGAACUAAGUGGAGGUCAACGGUCUCUGCUUGCCCUUUCUCUAAUCUUGGCAUUGCUUCUCUUCAAGCCAGCUCCACUUUAUAUCCUGGAUGAGGUUGAUGCUGCUCUUGAUUUAAGCCAUACGCAGAACAUAGGGAGAAUGAUCAAAGCUCACUUUCCACAUUCCCAGUUUAUUGUGGUUUCGCUGAAAGAAGGCAUGUUCAACAAUGCAAAUGUUCUUUUCCGAACUAAAUUUGUGGAUGGUGUUUCAACCGUACAGAGGACUGUUGCCGCUAAGCAAAACAAAUGAUUGCUUUUAUAUUACCAGAUUAUUUGUUGCAGAGAUUGUCAAUUGAAAGAUUGGGGAGUUUGGCCGGGAAUGCUGGACACUGAAAGUGAUCCAAUACUGGUGCUAAUUUAUUUGCAAUGUGUUGCGCGAUGAUGUAAUGUUAAUUGAAAAUAUGCAUGUCAAGCUGUAGAAAUUUGUACUAACUUUAUUGUAUGUUAAUGCUGGUAGAUAUAUGAAAAGAAAACAUGUAAUUCUGUUCAAUCAAAUUAUUUCUGUGAUCAAAAUUGACAUAGUUUAGAUGAAAGACAUUAUGCAAUUUGAGGAGUAGUGGAGGCCUACAAAUAGUAGGUGAGUUUGCGUCCAGUGGAUUGGGUCACUUGAAAUCGAGAGCUUGCAGAAUUCAUAGACUGGGCGUAUAGCCUAAAUUUGAUUAAUUUCAAAAAUUUAGCAUCGGGUCUCAUUGGCCACGAAAAAGGAGUUGGUAUGCUUGCACUAAGAAAAUGCCGUACUGGAGUUAAAUGGUGGCAUUCACAAUUAGAAAGUGCAUUGUUCGAACUUAAGUCAAAAGUUAUGAUGUCUUCCUGUUCAUGUACAGUGAUGCCUCUCUUUCUAGGGGAAUUCGACAUGCCUAUUACUGGUCAAUCGUGGGGGCUCUAAUCUAAGAGGAAAACGAAAUGGGAUAUGGUACUAUAUAUUUUGUCCAUGACAUGGUUAUGGUUGUAUCAGCUAAGUAAGAAGAAAAACAUGGCAUUGAAGGAGUACUUCAUUACUUUAGUGGUUCUCUUUGUUAUGCUUUUGCUUACUUCGCAAGCAGCAACAAGGGAGCUGGGUUUACGUUCUUCUAAGCCUUCAAUGCCAAAUGAAGAGAACAGGGUGCACCUAGUGGAGCUUAAAGUUGGAGGGGCACCUAAACAAUCAGAUAGUCCUUGGGAUGGACACUAUUAAUCUCCUGUUAGUCAAUGAAUAAAUUAUUUGUGAUCUUAUCCUCUGUAAGAACCAUAAUGCUUGAUGGAAAUCUCAUACGUAAUAAGAGCAAGCAAAUGAUGCAAUAAUAAUUCUGCCAGGUUCUUGGUUUGUCAGGA
Molecule: messenger RNA, 4915 nt
Organism: Hevea brasiliensis (rubber tree)
Lineage: Eukaryota; Viridiplantae; Streptophyta; Magnoliopsida; Malpighiales; Euphorbiaceae
Product: structural maintenance of chromosomes protein 2-1
Exons: 23
Coding region: 324-3854 (1176 amino acids)
Biological process (GO): chromosome organization
Cellular component (GO): chromosome
Molecular function (GO): ATP hydrolysis activity; ATP binding; protein binding
Source: RefSeq, a predicted model, not a curated record